UAAUGUUAUUUAUUAAAUUAUCAUCUACUUUUGCUAGCCAAACAAUAACACGCUCGUUGCUAUGUGAUAUGGCCCUUUGAAACAUGAAUAAAAAUCAUUUAUCUCACACCCAACACACAAAAUCAAACUGAAUUAUAAAUACAACUAACUAGUUAACAUUCCAUUUGACGACCUUGACAUAUGCGUCACUAUUUCCCCACUACUGACUGAACCAAUGAUAUAAUAGUGUCAAUUACCUCUCCCUAGGGAUAACACAUGUUUUUUGCUGCGUAAAAACUACUAAUAAGUUCAAAGAUAAGCAAAAUAACGCGAAUAAACAUCCACAACAAACGAUGAAAAGGUUCACGUACCGUGUUGUUAAAUUCAUUAAUUUACCUCCUUUUGAAGGUAUUGAUGAGUACGUAUGUGUGCCCUUGACAUGGAUGGUAACUCGUCGGGGUCAAAUAGCUUCAAUUGCAUACCCACAUGACGAAAACCCUUCAGACACAAGAAACCGGGUCAAAAACGUGGAGCCACAUCAGGAUAACUGGCGGUGUUAUUUAGCUGAAGUUACACACGAAACCAAUUCUUUCGAGGAUGCAGAAUCUUGGAUAGCUUCGAAAGUAAACGGUACGCAGCCACGGGUAACUUCGAAUAGUGAAUUGUACAGAGCUAAUCAUGACGACUCGUCGAAAAAUAACAAAGAGCAAGAUAAACCAAAAAUAAAUUCUUUCAAUUUUAGGCCACCUUUACCAAAAACGUCAAACAAUGUUGACUAUUAUACUAAUCCAACACCAGGCUGUUCAAAAGACAGUCAAUCAUUACAGAGGGACUGUACAACAGAAACUAGUCAAACGACAAAUAGUACUAUAGGUUCUACGAGUGGAAAUAAAUCAGAACCAAGAACUAAAAGUCGCUAUGCUGAAAGUGACUACGACUCUGAUGAAUCUAGUCGCCUUGUUAUUUGUGAGGACACGAUGCCUUCACCGCUAACCCAGGAACCUAAUGAAGUUACUGACAACAAACUCGGUAACAUCGCCAGCAAAACAACGACUGCACUACUUAACCAACAAAAUGAUUUGUCUUUAAGUUCAAUACAAAUAUCAGAUGUUCGAUCUACAAGAAAUACAAACAACGAUGAGAUGACAAGCAACGAUGCAACGUCACUUGUAAGAGAGUCUACUUCUCAUAACAAAACACCUAUUUCUCAUAACGAACCAUCUACUUCUAGCAAUAGACCAUCAACUUCUUUUGACAGACCUUCCAUUUCUUACGACAGAUCGUCUACUACUCACGAAGUAUCAUCAAGUUCUUACAAUGCGCCAUCUACAUCUAGCAAUGGCCCAUUUACUUCUGGUAAAGGACCAUCUACUUCUAGUGAAGGACCACCUACUUCCCAAAACUUACAAGACUUUACUGCUAAUUUGUUGAUUAAUAUGAACGGAGUACCAACUUUAAUACCACUUCAUUUAAUAGACAAUAAAUUGAAACCUGAACAGAUCGCGAAAAAGGUGACCACUGCAUCACAAACGCCAUUGCUAACAACUUCGAAAGAAAUACCAUUAAUCAUUUCUCAGAAUCCACACCAAAAUGUUCCCCGUAAACAGGAAUCACCCACUCGAAACACCAUGAGCCAAACAGCUCCUAGAAGCAUCACUAUCAACGCCCAAAAAAAUAAGAUUAAACAAGGUAAAAAUACAAAAACCCUACACCAUGUACCAAAGGUGCAAUUUAAGCCAGCAAAAUACCAAGCCAGAGAAAAUCAUCACUCUAAAAGAAUUCAGCAUAAAACGUACAGAAAAAAUAACUCACAACAAGGACAACACAGACCGCUAACUGGGUACAAAGGUCCUACUGAAAGGACGGUACCACCUACAGAACGUGAUUUGAUUGAUUUACAACAGACUGUCUCUGCCCCUAAACCUCCUUCGUCAGAACCUUCAUAUACGACAAACCAAUCAUUACAGACUGCAUAUCAGAAAUUUAUACAAAGUGUACAGAAAUCAUUGAUAACUGUAACGGGAACACCUAAUGAGAUCAACAAUCCAAAUUCAGCGGCGACCUCUCGAGAUAAGGAAGCAACAACAUCUCGUGAUGCGCUCAGCUUUGCUGUACCUAAAUGUUUCUCCAAUCAAUCACCUAGACCGCAAUUACCAGCUCAACAGAAUAGAAUGCCAAAGCAAUGUUCUACCACAAGAAAUUCUACGACAAAUCAGAUUGCUGUGCAAAACCCCAACCUUGCAAGUGAGCAAAAAAUGAUGGACCUGGUUGGUGAGCUAUUCGAAAAGAUGGGACGCGAUUUGUUUAAUGCAAAGCAAAUAUACCAACACCAACGGAGUGCCAUGAUUGAAAGUGUUGAACUUUACCAUGAUCUAUUGCAGUCAGGUAAACUCUACAAUGAGUCACUAAAUACAGAAAAUAAUACAUCCUCCACAAGGAACGUCUUACUAAAAUUUCCGAAAAUUUGUGAAACAAUUUUAACUGAAAUAGAACCCAGAGAAAAUUCAAGUAAUGAUGAGCAACUUAGCAAUAGCUACAACCACUUAGAGCAAUUUCAUUUACCACCAGAAUAUAAUCCUAAUGAUAGUAGAUGGACAUUGAAGAUUAGAGAAAGGAUGCCAGGAGUAGUUGAGCUCGUACCCAAAACUGGUAUUUAUGUUGUCCAUGAAGAGCUUCAGUACGCCAAGCAUGUGUCUAAAGAUUGCCAAUCAUUAGCCCAACAAUUGUUACCGGAGGUUUUCAACAGAUUAGCCUUGGGUGUAUGUUUAACAUUGACUGAAGCAAGGGAAGCUAAAAAUAGUUCUAAAUUAGUGCCUUCCAAUGUUGAGCCCAUAUUAGAUCAGGGAGGGUGCAAAGCUCUGUUAAAAUUCGUUUUGUAUUACGGGGCCCAACGCGGUUGGAAUCUGGCCUUACAAAGCAUCAUCAAUGCCAUCGACAUGAAGAUAAAGAAUUUUCGAUUUAAAUAUAACGUCUUAACUGAACUUAGAGAUACAUCUUAAAAGAUAAUUAAGAACUUUUUUCUAAAUAAACUUUAUGAAACUUAA
Messenger RNA from Spodoptera litura, 3023 nucleotides. RefSeq lists its product as uncharacterized. The record is from RefSeq and is a predicted model, not a curated record. Lineage: Eukaryota; Metazoa; Arthropoda; Insecta; Lepidoptera; Noctuidae. Gene Ontology annotation, molecular function: DNA binding.